Molecule: messenger RNA, 2008 nt
Organism: Cephus cinctus (wheat stem sawfly)
Lineage: Eukaryota; Metazoa; Arthropoda; Insecta; Hymenoptera; Cephidae
Gene: eIF3d1
Product: eukaryotic translation initiation factor 3 subunit D
Exons: 3
Coding region: 92-1783 (563 amino acids)
Biological process (GO): translational initiation
Cellular component (GO): cytoplasm; eukaryotic translation initiation factor 3 complex
Molecular function (GO): translation initiation factor activity
Source: RefSeq, a predicted model, not a curated record
AAUGGAGGAAACACUCUUUCCGGUCGUCCGGUAAGAAUCCGGUGCGGUGUCUCGUUGUGUCUGGUGUUUCUAUGCAUGUUGCACUUGUGAAAUGAUUACGACCGAAGAAGACGCGCCGCCGCUAGACGAACCCGUCCAAAAGGAAGAAGUUGCGCAUUUCCAGGCGCCUGCCAUUCAGGAUAAUCCUGACGGAUGGGGCCCAUGCGAAUUACCGGAUCAGUUUAAGGACAUUCCGUACCAGCCAUUUUCCAAAGGGGACAGGCUUGGCAAGAUAUCCGACUGGACCGGUGCCGCUUUUCAAGACAAGAAAUUUGCCAACAAAUAUGCAUCUCAAUUUGGAUCUGGCAGUCAAUAUGCCUAUUACCAUGACGAAGAUGAAUCAACCUUCCACUUGGUGGACACCACUCGUGUACAGAAACCACCUUAUCAACGUGGUCGUUUCCGUCAAAAUCAAAGAAAUAUGCGCGGCCGGGGUGGUCAGCGUGGUGGUUUGAAUCAAAUGCAACAGCUUGGUAAACUGAAAUUACGAGAGCGUGAACGCAAGGGUCAAACUAAACGUUGGGGUCGUCAGCAAGGUCUGAGGAAUCACAAGAAUCAGCCACCGAUCAAAAUUCGUGAUGCAUCUGUCACUGUAAGACCUGACUGGGUGACCAUCGAGGAGAUGGAUUUCCCUCGAUUAGCCAAGCUGUCGCUUCCUGCAGUAAAAGAUGGAGAGGACAUUCUAUGCUGUGGCUCAUUGGAGUAUUACGACAAGACCUACGACAGAGUUAAUGUCAAGAACGAGAAGCCUUUACAGAGAAUUGACCGUAUCUUCCAUACUGUUACCACAACUGAUGAUCCAAUUAUCCGUAAACUCUCAAAGACGGAAGGUAAUGUCUAUGCAACCGAUGCCAUCCUAGCUACCAUCAUGUGUUGCACUCGUAGCAACUAUUCCUGGGACAUUGUCAUUGAAAAGAUAGGAGACAAGCUUUUCUUCGAUAAGCGUGACAACACCGAGUUUGAUCUACUUACUGUGAAUGAGACCAGCGUUGAGCCACCGCAGGACGAUGGAAAUUCCUUAAAUUCACCUAGGAAUCUUGCGUUGGAAGCAACAUUCAUCAAUCACAACUUCUCGCAGCAAGUACUAAAAUCCAAUGAGCCUCGAUACAAAUUUGAAGAAGGAAAUCCCUUUAUCUCCGAAGAAGAAGAGAGUGACGUUGCCAGUGUGGCCUACAGAUAUCGUAAAUGGGACUUGAACAAUGGCGUCGUCCUUGUAGCUCGUUGUGAACACGACGCAGUAAUGCAGGGUCCUAACAACGAGACCCAAUUCCUCUCCAUCAAGGCUUUAAACGAGUGGGAUUCAAAACUGGCUAACGGAGUAGAAUGGCGUCAGAAGCUUGACACCCAACGUGGUGCUGUUUUAGCCAAUGAAUUACGUAACAAUGCUUGCAAACUUGCCAAGUGGACCGUUCAAGCAUUACUUGCAGGAUCCGAUCAGCUUAAGUUCGGAUACGUGUCUCGCGCUAUGGUCAGAGAUUCCAGUAAACACGUCAUCCUGGGAACUCAGCAGUACAAGCCUAACGAAUUCGCGACCCAGAUUAACUUGAACAUGGACAACGCCUGGGGCAUUUUACGAUGCAUCAUUGACAUCUGUCUCAAGCAGAAGGAUGGAAAGUAUCUGAUCAUGAAGGAUCCCAACAAGCCGAUGAUUCGACUUUAUGAUAUUCCGGACAAUACUUUCGAAAGCGAAGGCGAAGAGGAUGAAGAUGACGACGAACCUGUCAACGACGCCUUUCAGAGUUAACGGAAAGCGUUUCUCGAAGCAUCCAAUACGUAAUAUUUUUUGCGAGAACGUUAACUCAUUUGAAUAUUAACGCAUUGUAAUCUUGUGACAGAAGUGCGCGCAUCACUCCGGAUUCAAUUGUCACGAAUCUUGACGGUAACUGAUAAGGUCGAUUUACCCUUACUGUCGCUGUAAAGACAGGAGGAUUCUUACGGAGAUAAUAAUAAAGGAUUACAGUGAAACGAA